This is a messenger RNA of Micropterus salmoides (largemouth bass), 1712 nucleotides long. RefSeq lists its product as uncharacterized. The record is from RefSeq and is a predicted model, not a curated record. Bases 64 to 747 code for a protein of 227 amino acids. Lineage: Eukaryota; Metazoa; Chordata; Actinopteri; Centrarchiformes; Centrarchidae. The transcript has 5 exons.
GUGUUUCCUUCAGCUCCUGUGUCCUCUGUCCUGCUGGUCUCUGAGUGUCUGUCCCAGGGAGAGAUGAGGGUGUCCUGCUCCUCUGAGGGAGGGGACAGUCCUCAGUACAGCUGGACUCUGGAUGGACACACACUGACAGACGCUCAGCUCCUCUCUGGAAACAAUGAGAGUAACAACAUCACUCUGAAACAAGACGUGUCAGGACAGCUGGUCUGCUCAGUCAGGAAUAACGUCAGUAGUGUCUCCAAAAAAGAGAAGAUAUCUACCUGUGGCUUCAUAUUCAUUAACUGCACCAUCAAUAUGACACACAUAUCACAGUGGGUGCUUGAAGCCAAUAACACCCUGUGUAUUGAGCCAACAACAACAACAACAACACCUACCACAGUCACUACUGCGGGUAAGGACCCUGGCAAAGUGUCAAUUAAAUCGUCCACUAAUAUCACAUCCUCCAAUCAAACUCCCAGCAGAGAUGUCCCAUGGUACAUCAACAAUUUGACAAUAAUCGCCGGCGUACUUUCUGCACUGGUAAUUCUAUUAGUGGCCGGGGUGGUAGUCGUCUGUGCUCACAAGAAAAAGGAAAACAACAAACCAAAAGAAGAAGAAGAUGAACAAGAAUUAACCUAUGCUGAUGUCAGGGUCAUGCAGCGACCUGGGAGGCAGAUGCAGCAAAAGAAGAGGUGGAGGUGGAGUACGGCCAAGUCAAGAUUUCAAAGCAACCUCGGCAGACCAUUGAACCAGAGUAGAUGAAUGUGUGUAUGCCAAAGUCCGCAGAGCAGGUGAUUCAGUGUUCACUGCACCGCUGAAGGCAGGUGGAGGAGGUGUGCCAAGAUGCCUGAAGGUCUUUCACCUUAUUUAAUGUGAUUUCCAAUAGGAAAAUAAAAAGCCAUCAGUGCUCAUAUUUUGUUCACCUUUACUGUACUACUGGGUUGUGACUGAGCAUCAAAGUAUCAGCUCCAGCAUUUGAAUCACAGUGUGGCUAGUUUUUAUAGACUAGAUUAUGUAUUAUGACUAUUUAAUAUUUCGUAAGAAUGUAUUUUACCACAAUUUUAAUAUCUCUUAUCUUUAGAUUAUGUUCCACUUCCUCAUUUUUACUUGUGUCUAAUUUAUGAGCAUAUUUACUUUUAUUUCAUAGUUAAAACUGAAAACUUUUAAUAAUGAUAAUACAAAUUUUAAGAACAAAAAUGUCUUUGCAAUGUAUUUUUUGUAUUAGCCUACAAUGAUUGGCAGACAUGAACCGUACUCUAAAGUGCCUGAAAAAGUGGCAUCAGUACUUUUAUAAUGUUGGUUAAUCAGCUGUGUUUACAUGUCAUCGAAAAUGGCUACUUUUAUCUUCAUGUCAAAGUAAUAAAGUCUGCAUUUACUUAAAUCAAAAUCUAUUUAUUCAACAGAUGUUGAUGGAUGAGUCAAGGGUCAAAGUUUAUCAAACAAACUAACAUGCUCUUGCAUUUGUAGAUUUAUUAAAGGUUCGGUGCAGUGCGUGAGUGUUAUUAUCAAAUUCAACCAAGCUGUCUUCCUUUGAUUUUCUGUCUUGUCUCUGAGGAAGUUCACAGUCUGCAUGAAUUUGUUUCCAUGAGGUAAACACUUCUGCUUUUUCUCAGUAUUGGUUCGUCAGUUACAUGGUGUGAUUUUCAACGGUUGUUAAAACCAGUUGUGGCUGAUGACGAUAAUAUAUCCCUUUAAUGCAAUAAAUAUGAGUGGGUGUGUAGUUUUAA